Molecule: messenger RNA, 2192 nt
Organism: Bufo bufo (common toad)
Lineage: Eukaryota; Metazoa; Chordata; Amphibia; Anura; Bufonidae
Gene: CBFB
Product: core-binding factor subunit beta
Exons: 6
Coding region: 99-623 (174 amino acids)
Biological process (GO): regulation of transcription by RNA polymerase II
Cellular component (GO): nucleus; core-binding factor complex
Molecular function (GO): sequence-specific DNA binding; transcription coactivator activity
Source: RefSeq, a predicted model, not a curated record
GGCGGGGACAAGCGCUGAGCAGGAAAGAGGCGGAGCCUAAGAACGGCGACCACCGGGCGGGAGACACCCAGAGCGUGGGGACCCGGGAGGGUGACAGGAUGCCGCGGGUAGUGCCGGACCAGAGGAGCAAGUUCGAGAAUGAGGAAUUUUUCCGGAAACUGAGUCGUGAAUGUGAGAUCAAAUACACAGGGUUCAGAGACCGGCCGCACGAGGAGCGUCAGGGGCGCUUCCAGAAUGCCUGCAGAGACGGCCGCUCUGAAAUAGCUUUCGUGGCCACAGGAACCAAUCUUUCGCUGCAGUUUUUCCCAGCAAGCUGGCAGGGAGAGCCUCGCCAAGCCCCCACCCGUGAUUACGUGGACUUUGAAAGAGAGACUGGAAAGGUCCAUUUAAAGGCCCCGAUGAUCCUGAACGGUGUUUGCGUCAUGUGGAGAGGAUGGAUAGACCUCCAGCGGUUAGACGGGAUGGGCUGCUUAGAAUUUGAUGAAGACAGAGCACAGCAUGAGGACUCCCUGGCGCAGCAAGCCUUUGAGGACGCUCGCAGAAGAACCCGUGACUUUGAGGACAGAGAUCGCUCUCACCGGGAGGAAAUGGAGGUGAGAGUUUUACGACCACGCUGCCCUUAACUGAAUUUCUCUCUGGUGUAGGCUCGACGGCAACAGGAUCCCACCUCCGGCCUGGGCAGCGGAGAUGACCUGAAGCUACGUUAGGCCUGGCACGGCUUCCCUCAGUCCAGCGAUUGGAGAACACAAGCCUUUGACGGUUUCAUCUCAACCCUCCACUUGGAAGCCCCCAUGUCUGCACGCGUGCCUCCUGCACCCUUCAGAAAUGGUUCCUGUCCUUCAGUGCCCCCUCUCCCUCGUCUAUGCAAGCUUUUAGCCGCAUGCGAUGUGCACUCAGGCGGCUGUAGGCUUUACUUUACAGUUUGCUGAUAAAAUAGGUCAAUAAUGUGUUUUUGUUUUAUUUUAUUUUUUUUUUAUUACGGUUAAUUUUCUGCUGGUACGUAUCCCGUUGUACCGGUGUUAGGUCAAUUAGAAAAGCACCACUGACACGUUACACAGAGCCUUCUUACUGGACGGCUUGCUGCAGGAAGGGUUAAUGCUUGCAAUCACAAUAAUGCCUUUUAUCUAUUGUUUAAUUUUAUGUUAUUUUGUUAUUUACUUAAUGUUUGUUUUUAUUAAUUAUUUUAUGUCCUUGCAGAAUAUCUCUUAGGCCAGGGAUGCUCAACCUGCGGCCCUCCAGCUGUUGUAAAACUACAACUCCCACAAUGCCCUUCUGUAGGAUGAUAGCUGUAAGCUGUCAGGGAAUGAUGGGAGUUGUAGUUUUGCAACAGCUGGAGGGCCACAGGUUGAGCAUGCCUGUCUUAGGCUAUGUGCGGUCUAUUUUCCUGGCAGGGGAGGACCAACCACAGGUGGAACCUUUUUUAGGGUAUGUUCACACAGAGUGUUUUCGACGUGUAUUUUGAUGCGGAUCCCGCACCCAAAAACUGCACUGAAAAUGCUUGCAGUUCAGCUCCAUUGAAUUAAAUGGGGAAAUCGUUUAUUUCAUGGCGCUUUUUUUUCUUGCUUUUGGUUUCAAAAACUGCACUGCGGGAAAAAAAGAAGUGAUACAUCUAUUCUUGAGCUGGAUUGUGGGAACCACAUCAAAAAAAGUGUAAAAAUUGCAUUGGCAUAGAAACUGCAUCCUGAAGGAUAGGUCAUCAAUAAAAAAAGCCCGAACAACCCCUUUAAUAUCUUGGCCUGAUGUGGGGGAUGGUAUUACUGCUGCCAUGACGCGCGCUCCUUCGUGUAUUGCUAUCGGCACAGGGGCAAGCUAGCUUUGAGGCUAUGGAGGAAUUAAAUUCUGCGCACCGCUGCUCCAUUCAUCAGGCGCUGUAUGAAUGGAGCGGCAGUGCACAUGCCCGACCUGCCGCUCCAUGCAUUUUUUCGGGUACAGGACAAUCAUUCUCACGAUCGGAGGGUGUCACAGCAGUAGGACCGGAAGACCCCUUUAAUCUGCAUGCUUGCAGCAAAUGAAGCAACCUCCAGUCAGGGAAGUUGGAGAUCAGGGAAAUCAUGCUAAGAUUUCACCUCUUACCUCUGCAUGAGGUAUUAUGGAGGUAUCACUCUCUACAAGCAUUGUUUCUAGUGGACAUUACGGCGCCUCCCAGAGGCACACAGUGCUUAUAGGGUCACUAAGUUUUAAAAAAAAAACAA